Bactrocera oleae (olive fruit fly) is the source of this 6522-nucleotide messenger RNA. The record is from RefSeq and is a predicted model, not a curated record. Lineage: Eukaryota; Metazoa; Arthropoda; Insecta; Diptera; Tephritidae.
GUACAUAUGUAGGUAAUGAUUCAAUUAUGUUCGUCGCUUAAAUUUAUCUGCACAAAUAUAAAAAUUUGCUUAGCAAUCACCUUAGAAUCCAAAUUAUCUACUAAGUGACCAAAUCUGAAGUAUUCAUUAAGCAGCCACUAACUGGAUUAUGGACGAUACUAUCUUCUGUCAAAAUUGAUAAAAUUGAAACGGAACGAAAAAUCAAUAAAAAUUCGUUUCUUUGCACUAGUGAGCUACUAAGAUGAAUUUAAGUGCGGAAAGAUAAAAAGACAGUGAGAGCGUAUACUAUGGUAAAUGCAGGGUGAACUAAAGAGCACACAACAACAGAGAAUUCUCUCAGCACAACUAAACUGCAUUGAAACUAGGAGCGUGCAAUGUGUGGAAAUUCGCCGCAGAAUUGACCGCCACCAAUGUUGGUCCGGUUUUGGAAGUAAUUGAGCGCCGCAUACUGGCGGUGGUAGAAUACCACAUUCGACACGCUACUUAUACCAUUCAUCCCGCUCGCACUUAUUUCAUAACAGUUGUGAUAAUGCUACAUUUAGCAAGCAGCCGCUGCUGUUCUAUUCACAAUGUCAUCAUCAUCUCGCUGUGGGCGCAUUGAGAGCAUAUCACUUUAUGCUAUCGGCUGUAGGUUGUCGACCGAGUGUUGUUUCACAGCUGCCGCGUCAAGGAGCAAACGCAUACGUAGCGUGUGCUUGAAUUGACUCUGGAUUCUCAUGUGUGCCGACACUCUUUGGAACACUCGGCGAGACUUGGUUAGCUACGAAAAAGAGUGAGCGUGAAACAUUGCGCUAUUUGCCAUACGAGAGCCGCGGCUGCUACUAGUAGACAUUGAACUUUAGUACAACAAGGUGGUUAAUAUUUGGAGCGGCUAACAAAAUGUUUUGUGUAUUUGCAAGAAGAAAUUGAAAUUAGUAAAACUGAAAAAGCACAGUCACAGUCAUAGUCUCAAUCGCAGCCGCAGUCAAAGCCACAGCUUGGGCGCAUAUACUAUACAACGGGCAGCGGUAGUAGCUACUACUACCACAUACACACUCGCACUAGCCAAGCCAAGGCAUUAGCAUUCAAUUAAAACAAAGAAGUUAGUGGUCGCAGCUGCAGCUACACAAAAAGUCUGAAUGUGUGUAAAGGUUUAAAUUGUGAAAAAGUGCGAGACGGCGGAAGGCAGACGUAGACGAAGCAGCAGUAGUGGCAGCAACAGUUCAGCACCAACAACAACUACUCCAAUGAAGGCGACAAUAAAGUACUCACCGCCUAGCUCGAAUUCGAAUCAAAAUGUUCCUCAUGCAGAAUGCACAACAACAAAAACAAAAACAAAUAUUAAAAAAACAGAAACUACAUUAGGGUGCGUGAAUGUGGUAGACAGCAAUCAGGAGGACGACAACAACUGUAACAACGACAGCAACGGCAGCAGCACUAGCAACUGUAGCCACGACGAUCCCAUUGCAAUCGACAUGGGCCGCAGACAGCGGUGUAGGCACAAUUAUAGCCACGGUGACAGUGAAACACGAGUUGUCACAAGGGGCGACAGCAUGAGUGCGAAUCUGAGAAGCAAUUGCUGUCAACGUGAACAUAAAAAUUAUCGCAAACAUGUGAUGUCCCAACUGCAAAGCCGCAAGCGGGACGACGACGAUGACGAUGAUAACCACAUGAUGAGGCAAGCGUCUGUCACAGAAGUACGGGAACGUCGCCAGCCGCAAUAUACACGCGACUUUACGGUAAAUUUAGCGACGCAAGUCAAGACAUCCAGAAGAUUGAAGAGGAUGUGUGACGAUUUUGCAACAGCACCACAUACACAAUUAGCAAAUGAGUCAGAAAUUAAAGCAACUUUGGAAUCAGAAUUUGAACUGGGCACAAUGAGCGCCACAUUAAACGCAGGUAAAAGCUCAGUGCUUGGCGAUUCGUACGAUAUUAAAUCAAGCUCACAGGAAAGACUAACACCCACAGCGAUAUCAGCAACAUUGCCCACAUCCAUGUCGCCUGCAUCGUCUUCAACGGUCAUUCACACGGUAUUUAGCACAGAAAAGACCACAACACCACCCCCUUGCCUAGCGGAUAAUUUUAGUUUAAGUAACAAAAGACAAUUAGUUAUGCCAAUUGAGGAAGAGAAUAGAUUAGGAAAUGUAUUUGCUGGUGAGCAGCUAUUCAAUGAGUUGCCGGUGAAACGAUGCCCAAGCACUGAUUGGUAUGAUGUCUCAACGCUUCAAGCGCAAACACAAUGGCGGCAUAGAAUAUUUUCACGACCCACUUCGAACUCGUUGUUAGUGGGUAUUGAGAAGGCGUUUGCUUUUCUUGCCUCUGCCAUCAAUGCAAGAAGAACUGAUUUGAGGUACGGGCUUGCAUACAAUCAUGCUGUGGCUCACAGUCUUGCUGAGGCUGCAGCAACAGGAAAUUCGCAAACAACGACAACAUUAGACUGCAGGUGCUUUAAGGAAAAUAGUGAUAUUUGUAAGGUUGCUGAUCAUAAGGCGGUGGUUGAUGUUGAUGCUAUAGAGGCAGCAAUAGUAGAUGAAAGAGAAAUGUGCGACUUAGCAGGACAGAGUGAUAGGCGAGUGGCAAGCCAAGAACAUCAGCAUCCAACACAACGAUUUAAUUUCUUUUAUUCGUUUCCACUGCUGAUGCGAACGAACAUUUGCUCUUUGGGUAUAACGGGUGUGCCGCCUUGGCCGACUAAUCUUAUGCUUUUAUCACUACUUAUGCUGAGUUUAACUGCGCCGGCCAGAUGCUGGACAGGACGAUCAGAUGUUCCAACAAAUUGCACUUUUCCCGCACGUUGGGAAGGUUCAUGGUUCCUUUCUGGCUAUCAACAGUCUAUUCAUAUAAAAGGUUCACAAUUCAGUUAUCGUGGUAAAUGUGCGGCUUCGGAUGGUAACAAAUAUUUGAUUGUUGACGAGAAAGGAUGUCAUCGGUGCCUGGUUAUCUAUGAAAAACAUAAAAAUGUUCUUCAAUAUAAAGAAAGUGAGUGCGAAGGUGAUAGUAUGUAUAUGCAUCAAACGAAUCCAUCUGCCAUGGCGAUGCGUAGCGUUUUAAAACAAAGCGAACAUAGGGGGGGAGCUCAUCCCAAUUUGAACAACAACAACGGGCAUUCAAGACUAUCCUCAUCGGAUCAGUAUAUAAUGAGAUCCUAUGAUGAUAUGAAUGAUUGUCCCCCAGACUUUUGCAAGGGCCGUGAAACGUUACAAAAUCUCUGCGAUCAAAUACCCGGUGACGCUUUAUUAUAUUCACUAUUUCGCGAGAGUGCCGAACCGGUCAAGUGUCCGUUGAAGGGACCCUUUGUAUUCACCUAUAAUCGUGGACACGGUGAAUGUAAGAGCCCUGUUUCGAAUAUCGAAAGCUGCACCGAAGACAGUCGCCUACUGCUCAGCUUCCAAGCUUGUCCUGAUGUGCAGGGCACUGAGAGCACAGUUGAAGAACUAACAUGCUUGGCUACUUGGAAGGAUGGAAACUCUCGUUAUCUUGUCGGCUUGGUUUCACAUCAUCAUGCGAUUUCAAAUGAAGAACGCUAUCGCUGCUUCGUAUAUGAGAAAAUCUCCUCGCUAUUGGGUGGACUUAGCACUGUGAGCGCAAAAGAUGCUGAAUACAAAUUAGCACAAUCUGGCGAUGCUACCUGCAAUGGACUAGACAGUGCAGAGGUUGGUUCACGCAUAAUGUCGCUGAGAAAACCACCGAUCACUGAACGCUGUGACUUCCCGGCAUGGUUCAAGGGACCGCGACAUUGGCAUGUCCUAAUGGGCAACGCAGUCUACAAUUAUCAUCCCAAUGAUGGCUCUGUACAUAUUAUUAAGCCGAAUGGUUUCAUGGAGACACGAGCACUCUGUGAACAGAUUAACAAGCAAACCGCUACUGAAAUGAUGGCUGUGGUGCACUAUACAACCGGAUGCCAAUCGGGCUUUAUGUGCAUGAUGUUUUAUCGCCGCGACACACAUGUCAUUGAAAUACAGACGGGCAAGCAGGCUUCACGGCUUGAGGAUGCAUGUGCGCCGGAUCAUUUCGAUGUGAAUCGUAUGCCAUAUAUUACGUUGCUUGCUAGCAAUCCGGAUCCACAAAUUUGUCCGAUGGAGGGUUUGUUCAAUUUGCGUGGCGCUAUUGGGCCACCUUACUUGACUACGCGUCACAAGCGUAAUCACAACAACAAAAUGCAUUUAACUCACGGUCAUCAUCACAGCCAAAGUGAUUUAGUUGUUGCAGCGGGUACAGCGGGUGGAAGUGAUAGCGGCGGUUAUGCGAAUAAAAGACAAGUCACACUCACUUUCCGAGAUUCUGAUAAAGUGGAUAAAGGUGCGUGGCAUGCGAAUGCGCAUGGUCUCCAACCGGGACGAAAUAGGCGCGCCACAGCCGCAGCAGCCAACAAUAGUUCUGGCAAUAUCGUUAACACUACGGCCACUUUGGAGCAUAUGAAUAUACUGGAGAGCAAAUUGCAACGACUAAAUGGCUCAGUAAAAAGCGACGAACGUUCAAUGGCUGUAGACGAAGCAUCGCUACGAAAAAAAGUGGAUUUCGUACAUUCAACUAACGCAAUUGAUUUAGAUCGGCAACGUAAUCGUAGAGAUGCACCGGGCUGCAUAACAAAUUACAAAGCGCAACGACGCCUCUGGGUGGGUUGCACCGAACCGGAUAUUAUUGAUGUACGACCGAUGUGCAAUGAAGAUGGUGAUGAAGAGUACUCUUGUCAUGGAUCGUGGUCUGAGAAUGGCACAGUGUAUAUUAUCGCGCGACAUAAAGGCACCAAACAUGGCGUAUGUCUGAGUUAUCGCCCAACUGAGGGCACAGCGGCCAAACUGGUUAUCGGUGAUGCAUGUUAUCGCGGCACACAAAAGCCACCAGAUCAUCACUUGGUGGCAAAUCUAACUGUUUUCGGUAAAUGUGGAGAAACUGGUUCUGCCGCGAUACAAAUACGACCAAGCGCUGAGCUCAUCAAACUGGCUACAGUGGUGUACGUGUUAUUGUUGGCGGUGAAUAUAGUGAACAGUGUGAAAAAUCGAAGAUGAUGAAUUCGCAACGGCAACUGAAGAUCAACGAAGAAUGCCUGGGCAAAACUAAACUAAAGGCGGCGCUCUUCCGUUUAAGCUGCAUAAAGCACAUCAAGUUUAAUUGAAAAAUAUUAAAUGAAAAUUUUAGAUAUAUACACACACACAAACCAGUAGCUAAAUACAAUAUGACAGUAUGGAAUUAGGUGCAUAUGUGCAUAUACAUAUGUCUUUACGCAUGUAUGUGUGUAUGUAUGUUGGUGUAAGUUUAUCGAAUAGUAAUGGUUUUCUGUUCUACCUGGAUACUUUUAUAUAUACAUACAUACAUACAUGUUUGUAUAUCUAUGGCUGUGUAUGCAUGUAAGACAGUUAAUAUUUUAGAGCAGAACUCGAAUUAUCGCAAAAAGAAUCACUUGUUUGCAAUCGAAAACACGUGAUAAGAGCGGCAGCUUACAAAUAUCGAUCGGGUACUGAAUGUUGGACUAAUGUAUACCUUUUGAAUAAGACUUAGCAUUUGUAGUAAAGCCUACACUUAUUAUGAACGAACGAACGAAACGCGCAUGCGUACGCAUAUGUUAUCCCACACACAGAAGCAUAGGUGAGCAAAGAGAAAAUAUGUUGUAAACACAUACAUAUGAUGGUGGUUUGUAUGGUUAUGAAUGUCAUUUCUAGUAUAUGAAGAAAAAAUAUUAUAAAUAUUAAAUCAACUCUGUAAAUAAUAAAAUGAGAAUAUUUUCAAUAAGUUAUCAUAAGAAAUCGUAUUUUUAAGCCACUAAAAAAUGAACUAAGCGUAGUUUUAGAUAAAUACAUAAAUGGUUUGCAAUAGAGCCUUAGUUACGCAUAAAUGUUGGCAAGUGAAAGUGGUUAGCAGGGGGCGGUAAAUAGCCGAUACAUUAAUAUACAUAUGUACAACAAGUAGACGUGUAUAAAUGAAAGACAAUUACACAUGAAGACGAACAUACAAAAAGUAUGUAGGUAUGUAAGUUCGAGUGUUAGUUGUGCCCUAAUUUGUAAUAAGUUUUGUGAUUGCAGUGUGUGCAGCUUUUCGAUGGUUGCGUGCUUGUUUACCAAUUAAGUAGCUGUAUGUAUGUAUGUUUAGGUUGGUGACUUGUGGCAGCACAUGCCAAUUACAUACAUACAUAACUAUUAUUAAUAUAAUUAUAAUUUUAUAUAACUGCAGAAAUUGUAUAUAAAUACAUACAUUUGUAUGUAUUGCAAAACACAUAAAUGAGCGAAUAAUUUGUAUUUAUUGUAAAAUUAAUAGCUUCUUAAAUAUUAUAUAUUUAUGUAUAUUAAUAAGUACAUAUAUACGAAUGUAAGCUUAAAGCUUCUGUAUAAAAAAAAAGUAAUUAAAGAAAUUUUGUAUGCAAUUUUAACGACGUAUAUAUCAUAUAUACAGGCACAGCACUAUGUACAUGUGUACUACGCGUGCGCUUGUCUGUAUGUACAUAUACAUAUGCAUAAGUGCAGCACUUCUUAUAUUUAUUGUUUGUUUGUAUAUGAUAUCCUCUUUUACAUUGACAAAUGCACAUACAUAGCUAUUAAAUAUUCUUAA